Messenger RNA from Otolemur garnettii (small-eared galago), 2635 nucleotides. It is a transcript of the gene VPS51, whose product is annotated as VPS51, GARP complex subunit. The record is from RefSeq and is a predicted model, not a curated record. The coding region runs from base 134 to 2479 and encodes 781 amino acids. Gene Ontology annotation, cellular component: EARP complex; membrane; GARP complex. Lineage: Eukaryota; Metazoa; Chordata; Mammalia; Primates; Galagidae. Gene Ontology annotation, biological process: Golgi organization; endocytic recycling; retrograde transport, endosome to Golgi. The transcript has 10 exons.
AAGGACCAGCCAAUGCUGCGGGGAACGUUUCACCUGAAGGACUGCCUCGUUUCAACAACAACUUUAUGGCUCCCGGAAGCACCUCCUCUCCAUCCCCUUCUUAACCUCACCGUCGUGGGCUAAAGUUGGAACCAUGGCGGCGCCAGCCGCCGGGCCAGGCCAUGGGUCUGCACCUGGGGACUCCCCGGAGGGGCCCGAGGGGGAGACUCCAGAGCGUCGACGGAAGGCUCACGGGAUGCUGAAGCUUUACUACGGCCUCUCGGAGGGCGAAGCGGCUGGGCGCCCUGCGGGGCCUGACCCCCUGGACCCGACUGAUCUCAACGGGGCUCAUUUCGACCCGGAAGUGUAUCUUGACAAGCUGCGCAGAGAGUGCCCGCUGGCCCAGCUGAUGGACAGUGAGACCGACAUGGUGCGGCAGAUCCGGGCUCUAGACAGCGACAUGCAGACACUGGUCUAUGAGAAUUACAACAAGUUCAUCUCAGCCACAGACACCAUCCGGAAGAUGAAGAAUGAUUUCCGGAAGAUGGAGGACGAGAUGGACCGGCUAGCCACCAACAUGGCAGUGAUCACGGACUUUAGUGCACGCAUCAGUGCCACACUGCAGGAUCGCCAUGAGCGCAUCACCAAGCUGGCAGGGGUUCACGCGCUGCUACGGAAGCUGCAGUUCCUUUUCGAGUUGCCUUCGCGCCUCACGAAGUGUGUGGAGAUGGGCGCCUACGGGCAGGCAGUGCGCUACCAGGCCCGCGCACAGGCUGUGCUGCAGCAGUACCAGCACCUGCCCUCGUUCCGUGCCAUCCAGGAUGACUGUCAGGUCAUCACUGCCCGCCUGGUCCAGCAGCUACGGCAACGUUUCAGGGAGGGCAGUUCCGGAGCUCCUGAGCAGGCGGAGUGCGUGGAGCUACUGCUAGCCCUGGGCGAGCCGGGGGAGGAGCUGUGCGAGGAGUUCCUGGCCCACGCCCGUGGGCGGCUGGAGGAGGAGCUGAGCAGCUUGGAGGCCGAGCUAGGGCCCUCUCCUCCAGCUCCAGACGUGUUAGAGUUCACAGACCAUGGAGGCAGCGGCUUCGUGGGUGGCCUCUGCCAGGUGGCUGCAGCCUACCAAGAGCUGUUUGCGGCCCAGGGUCCUGCGGGUGCCGAGAAGCUGGCAGCCUUUGCCCAGGAGCUGGGUGGCCGCUACUUUGCACUGGUGGAACGCCGACUUGCACAGGAGCAGGGGGGUGGUGACAACUCGCUGCUGGUGCGGGCGCUGGACCGCUUCCACCGGCGCCUGCGGGCCCCUGGAGCCCUGCUAGCAGCUGCUGGGCUUGCAGAGGCUGCCACAGAGAUUGUGGAGCGAGUGGCCCGUGAGCGCCUGGGCCACCACCUGCAGGGGCUGCGGGCAGCCUUCCUUGGUUGCCUGACUGAUGUGCGCCAGGCUCUGGCUGCACCUCGCCUGACUGGGAAGGAAGGCCCUGGCCUGGCGGAAUUGCUGGCCAAUGUGGCCAGCUCCGUCCUGAGCCACAUCAAAGCCUCCCUGGCUGCAGUGCACCUCUUCACCGCCAAGGAGGUGUCCUUCUCCAACAAGCCCUACUUCCGGGGCGAAUUUUGCAGCCAGGGCGUCCGCGAGGGUCUCAUCGUGGGCUUCAUCCAUUCCAUGUGCCAGACAGCUCAGAGCUUCUGUGACAGCCCUGGGGAGAAGGGGGGUGCCACACCACCUGCCCUGCUCUUGCUGCUCUCCCGCCUCUGCCUGGACUAUGAGACAGCCACCAUCUCCUAUAUCCUCACCCUCACUGAUGAACAGUUUCUGGUGCAGGACCAAUCUCCAGUGACACCUGUGAGUGCACUGUGUGCAGAAGCCAGGGAGACAGCACGGCGGCUGCUGACCCACUAUGUGAAGGUGCAGGGCCUGGUCAUAUCACAGAUGCUGCGCAAGAGUGUGGAGACCCGGGACUGGCUCAGUACCCUGGAGCCCCGGAAUGUGCGUGCCGUCAUGAAGCGGGUGGUGGAGGACACCACAGCCAUUGACGUGCAGGUGGGGCUCCUGUACGAAGAGGGUGUUCGCAAGGCCCAGAGCAGCGACUCCAGCAAAAGGACCUUCUCCGUGUACAGCAGCUCCAGGCAGCAGGGCCGCUAUGCCCCUAGCUAUACACCCAGUGCCCCAAUGGACACCAACCUCUUGAGCAAUAUCCAGAAGCUAUUUUCUGAACGUAUUGAUGUGUUCAGCCCUGUGGAGUUCAACAAGGUGUCAGUGCUGACUGGUAUCAUCAAGAUCAGCCUGAAGACGCUGCUAGAGUGUGUCCGGUUGCGCACCUUCGGGCGCUUUGGGCUACAGCAAGUGCAAGUGGACUGCCACUUUUUGCAACUCUACCUGUGGCGCUUUGUGGCAGACGAGGAGCUCGUGCACCUGCUGCUGGACGAAGUGGUGGCCUCGGCUGCCCUUCGCUGCCUGGACCCAGUGCCCAUGGAGCCCAGUGUGGUGGAGGUCAUUUGUGAGCGCGGCUAGGCCCUGCAGCUGCUGUGCACAGGCCCGUUCUGCAGCUGCUGUGCGCAGGCCUGCUCCGGAGUCCCAACCCGCCCCUGCCUUGGUCUUGGCCCUGGCGGUCAUUCCUCACCGGCAGGUGUCCGGACCCGCCUAAUAAACAAGUGCGGCCUCCUCCUA